CGCAGUGAGUGGCGGCAGCAGGACUCCAUAUCCCGGCACACACCGCGCCCGGCUCUGUCAGAGCGAUACAGUGGGCUGCUGCUGCCGGGAUAUGUAGUUCCGGUGCCGGGAUGUAACGCAGUCAGUGGCGGCAGCAGGACUCCAUAUCCCGGCACACACCGCGCCCGGCUCUGUCAGAGCGAGACAGCGGGCUGUUGCUGCCGGGAUAUGUAGUUCCAGUGCCGGGAUGUAACGCAGUGAGUGGCAGCAACAGGACUCCAUAUCCCGGCAUGCACCGCGCCAGGCUCUUCCUCCUCACUGUCAGCGCUGGGGAGACAGACUAAGCUCAACACCACCGGCCUGAGAGCAGGAAGAAUCACUCUACGGCUGAUUAUCAAAAGAACGAAAUAUAGCAAAAUGCAAGAUUUCGGAGGAAAGAUGCUAUAGACAAGAUGGUGGACAGGAGCAGAUUUGGUAAUGAAAAUACACACCAAGCAGAAAGUAGGAAGUGCUUUGAUGGUUCUAUGAAGACAUUGCUGAACACUCCAUGGACCACAAAGACCAAGGAAAAUGUCUGAAGGAACCUUGCAGGGUCGAGAUGAUGGAGAAUUCGAUCUUGACCUCUUCUUCUUUGAUUCAGAGCCUCCUGCAGCCCAUUCUGACAUUGUGUCCAUGCUUGACCGUGGAGCAGAUACGUGUUCUGAGGCGCUGCAACUCUCUACAAGGGGUGCAGCUGGAGUGAAUGUUCUCUCUGAUGGCAACUCCAUGAAUAACAGCCAGAAUGGGCUUUCAUCCCCACAUUUCAUACCCCAGGAGAUGCAGCUGCCAAAUAAUGAUCUUUCUUCGUGCUAUCCCAGAGACUCCAGCUGGGGGAUGUGUAGCGCUAGUACCCUGCAGAUUACUCUGUCCAGGACCUCCCCAGAUAAGGGCAUCCAAUCUGACCGUAGUCCCAGUGACAUCUCCAGUAUCAUUGCCCAUCUCCGAAGCCUUGCUGGUGAGACAGCAGACACUUCUACCAGGCCUGAUGAAGAUAGCAUGAAUAAGACUGACUCCUAUGCUGACAGAGUUAUAGAGGCCCCAGUUAAAAAUCAUAAUGAAAGUUUUGCCAACGGUAACUCAGACUCUACAAACAGUCCUCCUAAUUGCCUUGAGAAGCACCUGGACUUUCAAGAAAUCUUGGGAAAUGAGACUAUUGGCGGAGAAUAUCCAUUUAUCAACGUGGAGUCUAUCAUCAAAGGGAAGCCUUCCACAAAGACCUACAUCUGUUCGUACUGUGGAAAGAGCUGCCCAUGUCGAUCUGCUUUCAUCAGGCACCAGAGAAUCCACACUGGAGAGAAACCUUAUCACUGUACUGAGUGUGGCAAAAGUUUCAUCCAGAGCUCAGAUUAUAACAAUCAUAUGCGAUCACACACUGGUGAGAAACCAUACUCCUGUGCCGAGUGUGGCAAAAGCUUCAGCCGCAACACAUACCUUGUCACUCACUCUAGAACUCACACCAAAGAGAAACCCUAUCUAUGUACUGUUUGCGGAAAAAGCUUCAUCCAACACUCACACUUGUCAUUACACCUUCGGAUCCACAGUGGGGAAAAGCCCUACAUCUGCAUAGAAUGUGGCAACUGCUUCAGUCGAAGCUCAACUCUCGUAAAACAUAAAAAAUCCCACAGGAGAAAAACACUUCACAUGUACAAGAAAAAGAAUGAGGAACAUGACCAUGGCCUGUUUGCAUACAACAGUACACAAUCUUGGGAGGCCCUCAUAGAUGGAAAAGAAGAAAGCUUGUUGAAUUCACAACAAACAGAGGUGAAAUUGGAAAAUGAGGAAACACCAGAUCAUUUGCAGCAAACAGAGAGCUGUAAAAAAAGUUACAAAGAUGAAAAGAAAAUCUCACGCAAAAUCAUGCGGACCAGUCUAGGCAAAUUUCUUGUUUAUGAUAAGGGCUCAGGAGAAAAUAUAAGACCCAUAUCCCACCAUAGGAAGUUUCAGCGGAAGAAGAACUACCUACCUGGUGAAACCAAUAAGAGCUCGUGCAACCGGGAUACUCAAACGUCCAACCACUUGACAGAGACAAGAGUAGUGAAAGUGGAAGAUAGUCCCAAAAAUGAUUAUGAAAACUCCUGUACUUUGUCAGGAACCACAGACAACACAAAGAUGCAAAACAUUAACUCUGAAUAUGAGUUUAGGAGAGACAAAUCAUGUACAGAACCUACAAAAAGCGCAGCUGCCACACUCCCCACAAGAGAGGAGGCAGAUCCACCACAUUCAGACUUACAAAAUUGUUACAAGAUGAAUGACACAACUUACAAAAGUGUGUGUCCCAUUCCUCCGGAAACCAGCAGCUUCCUUGGUGGCAAAAUUCAAAAGGCUGCCUAUGUCUGCAGUUACUGUGGCAAAGGCUGUCCCUGCAAAUCUGCUUUUCUGCGGCACCAGAGAAUUCACACGGGAGAGAAGCCUUAUUCCUGCUCUGAAUGUGGGAAACGUUUCAUUCAGAGCUCCGAUUAUAACAAUCACCUGCGUUCGCACACUGGAGAGAAACCAUACACUUGCGGGGAAUGUGGGAAAGGUUUCAGUCGAAGCACCUACUUAAUGACUCAUUCUAGGAUUCACACCAAGGAAAAACCCUACACAUGUGCGCACUGUGGAAAAAGCUUUGUCCAGCACUCACACCUCGCCAUACACUCUCGAAUCCACAGUGGAGAAAAGCCUUACACCUGUUCUGAGUGUGGGAAACCUUUCAGCCGUAGUUCAACCCUCACCAAGCACCAGAAAUCCCACAACAAGAAGAAGGUUAAUUCAAUGGUUGCUUCCAAUUCUGCUGUGUCACCACUGAACUUGCCAAAGCUUCUUUCUGUUACAGAGAAAACAGUGAAAGAGCCCACUACAAAGAUUUAGCCUUCCGGCUGUGUGUACCGGGGAGCCUGCACUAGCACGGUUAUUCACUCCAAAAGAAGCCAGAGCAGUCGAACUGAAAGCAGAGUGGACUUUAAAAAUGUAUCCAGUUCAGCUAUUUUUACCUUUUUAAUUCAACUUGAAUUCUCACUUUGGUGAAUAACCCUUUAAAUUAAAAUCUAUUCUGCGGUAUGUUUAUGUCAAAGCAGACAUUCACUAUAAUUACAGUUUGU
Pelobates fuscus (common spadefoot toad) is the source of this 3098-nucleotide messenger RNA. RefSeq names its product zinc finger protein 420-like. The record is from RefSeq and is a predicted model, not a curated record. Gene Ontology annotation, biological process: regulation of transcription by RNA polymerase II. The coding region runs from base 550 to 2868 and encodes 772 amino acids. NCBI's taxonomy places the organism in Eukaryota, Metazoa, Chordata, Amphibia, Anura, Pelobatidae. Gene Ontology annotation, molecular function: RNA polymerase II cis-regulatory region sequence-specific DNA binding; DNA-binding transcription factor activity, RNA polymerase II-specific. The transcript is spliced from 5 exons.